AUGUCUUUAUGCCUUACAAGGCUAUUUCACAUGAAAGUCAACAGAUGUCAAAAAAAAUUUUCUCAUGCUCCGCAUCAUUCAGAGAAGAGAAUUGGUGAACAAGCUGAAAAAAGACGAAAGAAAGAAGCUGAGAAAGAAGCUGAUGAGGAACUUGCCAGAGACAUUUUAGACUAUAGUAAUGAGUGUGAUAGUGAGUGCAAUAGUGAGUACAAUAGUGAGUGCGAUAGUGAGUAUGAUAGUAAGUGCGAUAGUGAGUAUGAGUGCAAUGAAGUUGAAAGCGAGAAGGAGGUUGAUGAAGAAACAAUAAUUACUACACUUACAUGGAAAGAAAACGAAAAGAAAAACCCAAGAAUCAUAAGAGGAUUACCGAAAUCGAUAUAUUAUUAUAAGUUUGGUGCUUCUGGUACACUAGCAAGUUCUGCCAAAGGGACCUAUAAAAUCACUGAUUUUUUAAACCUGCAAGGUUACUCUUCAGUACCCAUGACUUUUUGGGCAAGUGAAUUUUUUAGUGAGUCCACAGCUUACUCUUCAUUGUCUCAAGUAAAUUGGCCUUCUUAUGAGCUUUCAGCAUCUACAGAUUUAGCAUCUUUUGCUGAAUCUGAUGUAGAAGAAACAUUUUUUACAUUAGAUGAAAGAAUCAAACAACUUAGAGAGGAUCUAAUGAACAAUGAACGAACGUUCACUGUUAGUGAAUAUAAUGAGCGACAGUUGGCUUAUAAGUAUCUUGUACGGUUAGGUGGCAGUGUUGAAAAAAUGGAAGCAAGUAAAGAAGCCACACAUAUUACUAGCAUCUCUCCCAAACCAUAUACAGCCCAAAGAAUUCGGUUUUUGGCUGAAUUUUAUUUAUAUCAUGGUUCAUUUCUGAUUACACAACGUGAAUCAGAUGCAAAUGGUAUUAGUUCAUCUCGUUUUAUGCAGUAUGUAAAUAAUGUUAUUUUACCUAAAGAAUACAAAAAGAGAAUAUAUGUAAAUGGUCACGAAAGAGAGGACAUUGUAGCGUAUAGAAGGACUUUUUUAGAAAAAAUGAGAAUAUUAGAACAAAGAAUGGCAACAUAUAAAGGGGAAGCAAUGGUAAAAAUUCCGCCAGUUCUAAAUAGAGGGGAAAAAGAGUUAAUUUUUAUAACUCAUGAUGAAUGUAUAUUUUACUCGAAUGAUGGGAAGAAAAAAAUUUGGGUACCCAAUGGUGAGAUGCCAUUACGAAAAAAGGGAGAUAGAAGACCAAUAAUGGUGAGCGAAUUUAUUUUAGGAGAGUGUGGUCAGUUAAAACUAUCUAAUGAUGAGAUAAGGAUGCACCUGAACAUUCCUGUAGAGGCACAUUCAACAACUUAUGUUGAUGCUAAUGGAAAUCAACAAGCCCAGAGUAUGGUAUUUGAUAAGGAUUAUGAGGAUCUGACUAUGUGGGGAAAGCCGAAGAGAAUAAAAAUAAUAUUGCAAGAAAGAGGACUUUGGAGGAAAAGGUUGCACUUAGAAUGUAAAUUUUGUAAGAAUAAAGAAUCACGAAAUGAUUCUUUAUGGGUAGACUGCUGUGCAAGAAAGGUUAUAGCUUCCCAACCAGAUUUUGUUGUACAAAAAUCUGCUGUUGUGGAAUUAAUAGAAAACGCUGAUCAUUUGUGCAUUUUUUAUCCAAAGUUUCACUGUGAACUUAAUUUUAUUGAGAUGUAUUGGGGUGCAGCCAAGUUCUAUGCAAGAAAUCACUGCGACUACUCUUGGGCUGGUCUACAAAAAACUGUUCCGCAAGCACUUGACUCCGUUGAUGUUGUGACAAUUAGAAGGUUUGCCAGAAAAUCCUGA
This is a messenger RNA of Cetraspora pellucida, 1791 nucleotides long. Lineage: Eukaryota; Fungi; Glomeromycota; Glomeromycetes; Diversisporales; Gigasporaceae. The record is from the annotation of a GenBank genome assembly.